AUGCAAGGGAGUCGACAAUCAUCUUUAGCAUUUUUAAGUCCACGGUCCGCAACAUCAUUGUGGACAUCGCAUUUGGUUGCUACAUUGUGGAAGCUCGCGAUCAUGCGGUCUCGCAAAGUGCGCAGCCAAUCCAAAGCUUCUACAAACCAUCCCGAUAUUAUAUAUGGCAGUCCAACAACAAAAGGAACAAUUGUGGUCAGCGAAUCCUCGAAUAUGCACAAAGCGACUCGUAAGGAGCUUGCAUCCGGGAUUGUCUCACUAGCUGAUCUUGAGGCAAUUACGGGCUUUCGACUUGUCAAGAACGACUUACGCUUACCUUUGGACGACGAUGCGUGUUCCGACGCACCCACUGCCACGUCUGAUAACUGCAGCGAUGGAGGCGAGAAUCUAAUGGAGGAUGAUAAGCACGUAGCAAGCUCAAUCAAUAAGUCAAGUGCCCAUUCGCCACUUAACCGACACUUUUGUGGUAAAUCAGCAAAAUGGGUCUGCGUCGGAUAUGGUCGCUAUGUUAAGAUAAGCACAAAGGUGUGA
Molecule: messenger RNA, 531 nt
Organism: Plasmopara halstedii
Lineage: Eukaryota; Oomycota; Peronosporomycetes; Peronosporales; Peronosporaceae
Exons: 1
Coding region: 1-531 (176 amino acids)
Source: RefSeq, a predicted model, not a curated record